UUAGUACAGCAGAGACCCUCCAGCACCCGCCAUGUCCUCCUCAGCCCACCCCCUCCUGCCCCCGCUCCCCGCCCGCUCAAUAUCCAGCGCAUACUUCGUCCCCUCCGUCCAUGAGGAACACACCUUCCACCCCCACCCGGCUCUCGCGUCUGCUACCAAGGUCACCCUCCAGAGUGCGGGUGUCGGUCUGUUAGUCAGUGCCGUACAGAAUGCUUUGCAAAAACACAACGCUGGUGCCCUCGGUGUCUUUACCCGAACAGGAAGCACCAUCACCCUCUUCGCUACCAUGGGUUUCUCAUACUCCUACUUUACCUCCUUCACCGCCAACCAGCGCGAAACCGACGACGCCCUCAACGCAGCCGCCGGCGGAUGUGCAGCCGGCUUCAUAGCCGGCGUGCAGCACAAGAGCUUGCCGGUAGCUGUCGGAGCUUGUGCGGGUAUGGCGGCGCUUCUGGGGACUUUUAGUGCUGCUGGUGGGGUGAGUUUUGGUCCAUUUUCACGCGUUACGCGCGGGCAGAGUUUGAAUUUGGGUUGAAUGGAGCUGAUGGUUGGAAUAGUCGUUCACUGGGGUGGACCGUAAAUGGCUUCCUCGCCCACAAAGAGAAGAGAUCCGGCAAUCAUUCUUCAAAAAGCAGCAGCCUGCUGGUGCUGGUGCCGAUGCCGAGGAGGACGAGGAAUAAGGAAUUUUCGGGAUGACGGGAUGGGGGACGAAGGGAUGGUGCAUCCGACAUGUGGGCACCAGGAGAUUACGCAAGGAUGGAUUAAGGGAUAAAGGACUAAAUAUACAUUCUGGCAUGGAUUGUCUGUAUUCAUA
This is a messenger RNA of Cryptococcus amylolentus CBS 6039, 814 nucleotides long. RefSeq lists its product as hypothetical. NCBI's taxonomy places the organism in Eukaryota, Fungi, Basidiomycota, Tremellomycetes, Tremellales, Cryptococcaceae. The record is from RefSeq and is a predicted model, not a curated record. The transcript has 3 exons. The coding region runs from base 32 to 535 and encodes 167 amino acids. Gene Ontology annotation, biological process: mitochondrial respiratory chain complex I assembly.